CAUUUGGCAUUGUGCAACCAACCAUCCAUUCAGAGCCAGAGUAAAAGCAGUAAAAAAAACUGCUGACACCAACUUCCUCUCAGGAUGAGAGUCACAUGGCAAGGUCAAAAUACACUUGAGUAAAAAAUAAACUUCCAUAAAGCUGACAGCUUCUACGCUAAUGAGGUUUCUCAUUUAUUUUUAGGUGUAUUUUUGCAGCUGAGGCCUAGAUUAAGAGUAAAUAACCAUGAAAGUCUUCACCCCUGUGCUAGUUUUUCAAAAAAUGCCCACUGGGAAAGGCAGAGACAAAUUCAGCAUUCAGUGUUUGGAGUGUUUUGGUAAAAACCUCUAUAUAGGGACCAAAGAGGGAGUCGUUGAGUACCUCACUGUAAAUAACACAAGCGCUGAAGAAAGCCUUUCAGUGCGGGAGGUGGGGAAGAGACAGAUGGGCCGAAGCGGAGCAGUCAGCCAGCUGACGGCGGUCCCUGUUCUGAAUCAUCUCUUAGUUCUCUGGGACGGUUCGGUCACGGUGCUUAACAUGUUCUCCCUGGAACUCCUUCCUGCCCUGAAGAAAAUACAGAACGUGUCACUCUUCUGUAUCAGUGAGUCAGCGGUUCAGACUGAUUCCAUUGAGCUCAUUGCAGCUUCGACCAAGAGGAAAACAGUGAGCGUUUAUAAGGUGUGUGUGGACAGAUGGGAGUGUGUGAGACAGGUGGCUCUGCCGCAGGAACCUGUGGUUCUGGCUGCGCAUGGGACGUGUCUGUGUGUGGCCACUUGUGACAGAUAUUUUCUCCAUGAUUAUCAGAGCCAAACCACCCUCGAUCUCUUCCCACAUAACCUGGGAAAGCAAAAUAUCAUUGCCAACAAAUGUGGAAAAGGAGAAUUCAUUUUGAAUGGGCCUGGAUGUUUGGGCAUGUUUGUGAUGAAGAAUGGCACUUCCCAGCAUCCUCCAGUACAGUGGCCUGAUGGAGUGGUGGAUGCUGCAGUUCAUUUCCCAUAUGUGCUAGCGCUACAGAAUCAGACUAUUUAUAUCUACAGCAUUCUGGACCAGCAGCUGAAGCAAACUGUCCCUUUACAAAGUGCCAAAUCUCUCGUCUCAACAGAAGAAAGUGUUUUUGUUGUUGCUGACAAAGAGAUUCAUCGGCUGUCACCAGUUCCUUUGCAGGAUCAGAUUGAAGACCUUGUUAAGAAUCAGAGAGUUGAUGAAGCUCUGAUGCUGCUGGACAGACUUCAAGAUCUCCUGCCAAAAGAUUCAUACAAGGAUCUGCAUAAAAAUGUCAUCUGUACAUCUGGAAUGAUAAAGUUCUAUAGAGAGGCUUUUGUUGAAGCAAAAGAUCUUUUUAUUAAAGGUGAACUAGACCCACGGGAAAUCAUUAGCCUUUAUCCAGCUAUGCCUGUUAUGAGUGAAGACUUUACACCUCAGACAACAGCAGUGAGCAAUGCCAAGGACCUGUGGAUGUUAAGUCGGGACGAUUGGCCGACAUAUCAGCAGUACCUAAUCUUCUUGGAUGACUUCUUGAGAGAAGUCAGACCAACAGGACAGGGCCAAAUGUGUCCUCAGGACAUCGACUCAGCACUUUUUAAGCUGUAUUUGGAACAAGGUGAAUACGGCAAACUGGACCAGCUCGUGUCGUCGCAGAAUAACUGUAACCUCCAAAUGUGUGUGCCUGACUUGGAACAGCACAGAAGGUUUUUUACACUUGGAUUGCUCUAUCAAAGUCAAGGCCAGCAUUUCAAUGCAAUUCAGACCUGGGUUAAAAUUGUGGAAGAGCAGAGCGAGGACCCCUCACACAUCAGCGUGUUCCAGCAUAUAGUUAAUACACUCUCAAAUCUGGAACAUAAACCCAUCAUCUGGAAAUUUGUAGACUGGGUUCUUCAGAGAGACCAAGAGGCUGGAAUACUGAUCUUUACAAAGAAGCAUACAAGCAGCCAUGUUAAAUUUGCGCCAGAAGAAGUCCUUACCAUCCUCUCCAGCUACCCACUUGCUCUGACUCUCUUCUUGGAAUAUUUAGUCAGUGAAUUACACAGCAAGGAAGAAAAGCAUCAUACCAUGCUCGUCACAUCAUAUGUCAAAUGGAUACUGCAGUCGAUUGAGGAUGAAUACAACAAUAAAACAAGCAAGGAAGAGAUGAGACAUAAACUACAGCAAAUACUUUGGCAAUCUCCUUUCUAUAACGUGGACGCCAUAUAUAACCAAAUAACACCCUCGUUUCUUCAUGUGGAGAGAGCUAUUUUACUUGGGAAGUCUGGCAAACACAAAAAGGCCCUGCAGGUUUUGGUCCACGAAGAAAAAGACCAGCAGGCUGCUGAAAGCUACUGUCGGAGGACCUCUGCAGGACGAGACAGGAAGUUCACACAGGGAGUGUUUCUCUCCCUGCUUCAAAUCUACCUCGAGUCCUGUCAACAUGUUAUCACGGCAGUGGAUCUGCUGAACAAAAAUGCAGCGUCUUUCGAUUUAGUCAGCGUGUUGAGGGUGCUGCCGGACUCCUGGUCUCUUAAACUGGUUCUGCGGUUCCUCAGUGAAUCACUGAGAGGAACGGUGCAUGACAAAAGAAUGAGAGGGCUGGAGAUGAGCCUAGCCAAGGUGGAAACCCUAAGACACAAGCAUGUCUGGAUGGAAGCAACGCAUGAAAAAAUCAGAGUUGACGGAGGAUGUGUUUGCCAUUCAUGCCAGAAACGUCUUACAGGGCCCGAGUUCCUGCGCAGGCCGACAGGAGAGCUGACACACAUAUCCUGUCACGGUGGAGAAAGCGGACACUGAACAACAAAGACACUAUUGUUCACUCAUAUUCACAUUUUUACUUUACAGUUAUACUCUAAGCAGAUGCUGUUUUACUAGGCUGCCUACAAUAAAGACUGUAAUUACUUGGACAGUAGGCAAUUACUAGCACAAAUUGCUGAGAACAUGCGAAGACACCAACAAAGCAAGCCACAAUACGAGCAGGAAACCCACAACAACUGCACAUAUACUCCACCACAAUAUAUAGCUGGGAUGAUGUUGUACAGUUUAAUGCAUACGGACAAACGUGACCCUAGACAACAAAACUAGUCAUAUGGGUAAUUUUUUAUUUAUUUAUUGAGAUUUAUAAUACACAUCAUCUGAAAGCUGAAUAAAUAAACUUUCCAUUGAUAUAUGAGAGUUUCUUUUUUAGGAUAGGACAAUAUUUAAAAAAUUAAAAUUACAUUUAAAGUUGUCCAAAUGAAGUCCUUAGCAAUACAUAUUAUUAAUUAAGAAAUUUGAUAUAUUAUCGGUAGGAAAUGCUCAAAAUAUCUUCAUGGAACAGGAUCUUUACUUAAUGUACUAAUUAUUUUGGGCUUAAAAGAAAAAUCAAUCAUUUUGACCUGUACAAUGUAUUGUUUGCUAUUGCUACAAAUAUACUUGUGCAACUUAUGACUGGUUUUGAGGUCUAGGGUCACAAAUGACAAUAUUUUUAUCCACAUUAAAACAUGUUAUAGUUUUAUUAUUAGAAUAAUGUAUUAUAGUGCAAGAUAAAGAUUCAGAAUUGCAAAAAACGGAUCAGAUUUCUGACUUAUGAUUCUGACCAUAUUACACUUUUUUUUCUCAGCAUUGCAAAGGUCGAAAUUGUUUUUGAAAGAAGUCUCUUACAGGAUCAAAAAUGACAGGAAAACUGGUAAGGUUGUGAAAUAUUCUUACAAUUUAAAAUAACUUUAGAUUGUUCUAUUUUAAUAUUUAUUUUUACGUAUUCAUUUGAUGGGAAAGCUGAAUUUUCAGCAUCCACUUCUCCAGUCUUUUGAUCGUUCAGAAAUCAUUAUACUAUGUUUAUAUGGCCAUUAUUAUUAAAGUUAAAAUCAGUUAUGCUGCUGACUAUAUUUUUGGCAUACAUAAUACAUAUAUUUUUAGGAUUCUUUGAAUAGAUUUUAAAUUUAAAACAAUAUUUUUUUAACACUUUUGAUCAAUUUAAUGCAUCCUUGGUUAAUAAAAGUAUUAAUAUCUGUCAAAUUAACUCAACUUUUUUUUUUACAUUAUUUUACAGUCAUUUUCUCUUUUAUAACACCCAUAUUAUUCAAGAACAGGCCAAAGCAUAGGCAUGCCCAUAUAAAUAAUAAUAAACUAUUCUUUCAGCCAUGUUCAUUCAUGCUUCAUGUAGAUUCAUUGAGGCUGUAUGUCUUCUUGGCUGAAAUGACCUUUGCAUACUAUGGGCCUCGACAUUGGUUCCAGAGAGCAAACUAUAUUAUAAACAAGUCAGCAUCUCUUUUACACCCACUGGACUAGGUUGGCUCAGUGCUGACUGCUUCUAGCCCAAGCAUGGUGAGGAACUGGCAGCCUGACAAACCCAGGCAGUAUACCACUUCAGAACAUGGUGCUCUCCAGACAAGCCACCUUAUGUGGACAAUUUCUCAAACCAGACUGUUUAGUUUGUGGACAUGAAAAUAUAAAUCACAAAAUGCCUCAAAUAUGUUAUCCACGUAAAUCAGAAAAUACCAGACAGACUGUGAUAUGUCAAAGUGAUUCACUGUUGCAUAAAGUUUUAAGCGUCCAUUCCUGUUAAAAAUAAAUAUCUUGCCACUCUUG
Messenger RNA from Carassius gibelio (silver crucian carp), 4513 nucleotides. Its product is annotated as transforming growth factor-beta receptor-associated protein 1. The transcript is spliced from 12 exons. The coding region runs from base 227 to 2740 and encodes 837 amino acids. Gene Ontology annotation, biological process: endosomal vesicle fusion; autophagy; vesicle-mediated transport. The record is from RefSeq and is a predicted model, not a curated record. Lineage: Eukaryota; Metazoa; Chordata; Actinopteri; Cypriniformes; Cyprinidae. Gene Ontology annotation, molecular function: protein binding. Gene Ontology annotation, cellular component: cytoplasm; membrane.